AUGGGGGCUAUGGGGAAGCAGAUUGACCCACGUCUGCUCCCCAAAUUUUACAAGUCCACGUUUGAUCUCGUGCUGGGCCUCAUAGAUGAAUCUAGUCAACUUCCUCCACCGCAACAUCAUCAGGAGCAGCAGCCUCAGCAGCAACCACAUCAGCAGCAACCCCAGCAGCAACCACAUCAUCAACAGCAGCUGUUCGCGACAUCUACUUACGGUCCUCCAAAACACGAUCAGCAACCACAUUAUCAACAGCAGCUGUUCGCGACGUCUACUUACGGUCCUCCAAAACACGAUCAACAACAACAGCAACAACCACAGGGACAUACUUUCACUAGUAUGUUGCCUCCUCCAAUGGGAUCGCAAACCCAGCAGCAGUGGUUUCCGAUAACGGUAUCGGCUGGUACAUGGGAUACCAUUGCUCCCACUGAAGGCCAGCAGAUCACGCAACCUCAAAGACCAGCUAGUACACCAAACAUAUCGGGUUGCUCUUUCCCGAACCUUUCUGACUGCUUGCUGCUGAUGACGCCACAAAUGACAACAAUUUUGCCUGCUGCUGCUGGUUCCUCCCAAGGUGGAGAUGGUGGGGGAUCUAAUAACCAUGUAUGA
Gigantopelta aegis is the source of this 603-nucleotide messenger RNA. Its product is annotated as integrator complex subunit 3 homolog. The transcript has a single exon. The record is from RefSeq and is a predicted model, not a curated record. The coding region runs from base 1 to 603 and encodes 200 amino acids. NCBI's taxonomy places the organism in Eukaryota, Metazoa, Mollusca, Gastropoda, Neomphalida, Peltospiridae.